Perognathus longimembris pacificus (Pacific pocket mouse) is the source of this 1556-nucleotide messenger RNA. RefSeq names its product exosome component 2 (gene Exosc2). Gene Ontology annotation, biological process: poly(A)-dependent snoRNA 3'-end processing; U4 snRNA 3'-end processing; CUT catabolic process. The coding region runs from base 5 to 886 and encodes 293 amino acids. Gene Ontology annotation, molecular function: RNA binding. NCBI's taxonomy places the organism in Eukaryota, Metazoa, Chordata, Mammalia, Rodentia, Heteromyidae. The record is from RefSeq and is a predicted model, not a curated record. Gene Ontology annotation, cellular component: nuclear exosome (RNase complex); cytoplasmic exosome (RNase complex). The transcript has 9 exons.
CAAGAUGGCGAUGGAGAUGAGGCUGCCCGUGGCCCGCCGGCCUCUCAGCGAGAGCCUGGGCCGCGACUCGAAGAAACACCUGGUGGUGCCGGGGGACACGAUCACUACGGACACGGGCUUCAUGCGAGGUCAUGGAACGUACAUGGGGGAAGAAAAGCUCAUUGCGUCUGUGGCUGGCUCUGUGGAGAGAGUGAACAAGCUGAUCUGUGUGAAAGCUUUGAAAACCAGAUACAACGGUGAAGUGGGAGACAUUGUAGUGGGCAGAAUCACAGAGGUUCAGCAGAAGAGGUGGAAGGUGGAGACUAACUCUCGGCUGGACUCAGUCUUGCUGCUUUCGUCCAUGAACCUGCCUGGAGGCGAGCUGAGGAGGAGAUCUGCAGAAGAUGAGCUUGCCAUGAGAGGCUUCUUGCAGGAAGGGGACCUCAUCAGUGCUGAGGUCCAGGCCGUGUUCUCAGAUGGAGCUGUCUCAUUGCACACGAGGAGUCUGAAAUACGGAAAACUAGGUCAGGGCGUUUUGGUCCAGGUAUCGCCCUCCCUGGUGAAGCGGCAGAAGACUCAUUUCCAUGACCUGCCCUGUGGUGCCUCCGUGAUUCUGGGUAACAACGGCUUCAUCUGGAUCUACCCGACCCCUGAGCACAAAGACGAGGAAGCCGGGGGCUUCAUUGCCAACCUGGAGCCUGUCUCUCUUGCUGAUCGAGAGGUGAUCUCCCGCCUCCGGAACUGCAUCGUCUUGCUGGUGACCCAGAGGAUGCUACUCUAUGACACCAGUAUCCUGUACUGCUAUGAGGCGUCCCUCCCCCACCAGAUCAAAGACAUCUUGAAGCCAGAUGUCAUGGAGGAGAUUGUGCUGGAGACGCGGCAGCGGCUUUUAGAGCAGGAAGGCUGAGGAGGGCUCUGAAGAUGGGACCGUGGGCCUCAGUGGAGGUGUGGAAGUGACAGGCGGAGGCGGCGGGAGGAUCUGACACUCUUGCUCACCUUCGCCGCCGCCGCGGCGUGGCUGCCUUCAGCCCAGGACCCCUCACUCGUGUGCUAAUACAGCUGGGUGGAAGCGACGGCUGCCCUGGCCCCUUGGGUCCUGGCUGAGUCCCAGCGCAGAGGGGUGGUUUUCAGGUCCUUCAGCCUCAGCAGCAUCCAGUGAGAUGACCCUCCCUCGGCCUCAUUCCUAGAGUGACCCCGAAUCCUUGUCCUCCACUCCCUGUCCAUUAACUAGGCACACACCCGGUGAAGAAGCCAAUAGAAAACACGGUGUCACCAACCACUUUAUUGCUUUUUUAUUUUUGCUAAGGGCUUGAACUCAGGGCCUGAGUGCCGUCCCUUAGUCUUCACUGAAGGCUGACACCUUACCACUGGAGCCAUAUUCCACUUCUCGCUUUCUGGUAGUUAAUUGGAGAGGACUCUCACAGACUUUUCCUGUCCUGGCUGGUAUUGAACCUUGAUCCUGAGAUCUCAGCCUCCUGAGGAGCUAGGAUUACAGGCAUGAGCCAUAGUACAAAUAUGCUUAAGACUCUCAUUGGUACCGAUAGCCCAGCAGUGCAAUAAAGCUCGGCCUUUUGCUA